ACAUCCACAACUAACUUGAUAAAUGACUUCAUAUAAUUUUUAACUAAAAUAGCUUCCAAAAGCUACUACACAAAUAAAUGGAUAAAUUAAUAAUUAUUUACCAGCUACCGCAUAUUCCUUAUUUUAAAUUUUUAAAGAUUAAAUAAUAUAAUAAAACAUAAAAGAAAUUUCUAAAAAUAAAGGAAUUAAAUUCAAUAUUAUAUUUUCUAUAUAACCUGAUGUACUUUUUAAUGUUAUAAUACAUGUUUCUCCAAUAUUUUAAUAAUCUUAAAAAAGUAAAGGAAUUACCGAAAUAAUAAACGGAACACAAUAUGCAUAUUUUAAAGACUAUUUUUUUACCAUUUUUUUCGUAUAUUUUAUUGUUUCCUUAUUUCCAGGAUUCUAAACAUUUACAUAGACUGAAUAGGCUAUUAUACAGCCCCAUGAAAGGGAAGAUAGACUUCCAAAGGAAGUCAAAAAUGCUGUUAAAUUACAUAUGAAUGUAUUUUGCAAAUUUAUAAAGUUAUUAUUACUUAUUAAUCCUAAAGUAAAUAAAAUAUCACUUAUACAUAAACUAGUAAUCAUUUUAGUAGAAAAAUUCUAUGCGCUUGCAUUAAAGAAAUAAGUCAAUAUUAUUACUAAUGAAAAUAAUAUACUUGUCAAUCCUAAAAUUAAUAUU
Molecule: messenger RNA, 658 nt
Organism: Ichthyophthirius multifiliis
Lineage: Eukaryota; Ciliophora; Oligohymenophorea; Hymenostomatida
Exons: 1
Source: RefSeq, a predicted model, not a curated record